Molecule: messenger RNA, 1359 nt
Organism: Necator americanus (New World hookworm)
Lineage: Eukaryota; Metazoa; Nematoda; Chromadorea; Rhabditida; Ancylostomatidae
Exons: 9
Coding region: 1-1359 (452 amino acids)
Biological process (GO): cell death; proteolysis
Cellular component (GO): lysosome
Molecular function (GO): aspartic-type endopeptidase activity
Source: RefSeq, a predicted model, not a curated record
AUGAUCAUUCUAGCUUCACUUACCCUUGUUAAUGUUGCUACAUGUGCAGUUCUUCAAACACCAGUGUUACGGCGAAAACCAAAAGCAAUUCAUCUGAUAGCGAGAGAGAGCGAGUCAUACAUGGAUUAUGUUAAGAAACUGAACGUACAACCAGCAGAUCCAGGCAGCGCUGAAGUUAACAUCUACGACAUGUCUGACUUCCAAUAUGCGCAAAGAGUAGCGGUUGGAAAACCUCAACAAGAAUUCCUUGCCUGGAUUUCAGGCGGCGUCUCUAUGCUCAUCGUACCACACAACAACUGUACAGACUCUGCAUGUGAAAAGAAGAACAAAUUUGUACCGGAAAAAUCGAAAACAUUUAAGCCGACGUCGACAGAAUUCAAAAUUAGAUGUUAUGGCGGUCUCAUCACGGGGGUGGCUGGUUCUGAUCAGGUUCACAUCGGAGGCAUGGAAGAGGAACAACUUUUUGCACCAGACAUGACGUUAGGGUUUGCAAAAAGCAUGAGUUCUGCAUUUGAAAACAGUGAAUUUGAUGGUGUACUUGGCUUAUCAUUUUAUGCGACCGAAGGAGCUAAAGGCAAUCCUUUUAUUGCAAGCCUUAUCAACCAACAUUAUCUCGAUAAGCCGAUUUUUACCGCAUGGUUUGCGCAAACCAUAUUUGAAAGUGGAAGAGCAGGCGGUGUGAUGACAUAUGGAGAUUUUGAUACUGUGAAUUGUGGAAAUGUGCUCAGUUACGAAGAACUAUCGUCACCAUACGCCUACCAGUACAAGAUAAUCUCCGUCUCACUUGGCGAGUUUCAAUAUCCAAAACAAAGUGAUGUGGUCCAAGGAUUUGGUACGUGGAUUACAGGGCCAAAACCUAUCCUUGAUCGUUUUGCUGCGGAUGCUGGCGCGAUACAUCAGUCAAGCGGAACGAAUGCUGACCGAACUAGACGAAACAUGUGCAUACAUCGGUCUUCAGCUGAAUCUCCAAAAGAAGAUGUUCAUGCGGAACGGAUGGGUCUUGGAUGCCUCAUUUACGCUCAACGGAACGAACAUAUCCGAAUGCAUCUGUUACGUUUUUCUGGGUCGGGUAAUGAACAUGAUGGACGACUUGACUCUCGAGCUGGGCAGGAGAAAAGGGGAGCGUGUAAGAUCAUCGAGGAUGUAGUGAAGAAGAUCAAGAUCACCCGGCUCCGUGCUCACUUCUUCAACAUCACCGUACUUUCUGCUCUGGCACAUGCUUCACAAACCUGGGCAUUUCGCAACCAGGAAGAAAACGCGGUGAUGCUCAACUGGGAGAGUAAUGCUAGCAGUAUCCCGCCUCACACAAGUGAGAGACGUAUUUCGAGAAUCUCUCCUAUGUCAGCUAUCGAAGAUUAG